Brienomyrus brachyistius is the source of this 2128-nucleotide messenger RNA. Its product is annotated as paired mesoderm homeobox protein 2B-like. The coding region runs from base 159 to 1019 and encodes 286 amino acids. Lineage: Eukaryota; Metazoa; Chordata; Actinopteri; Osteoglossiformes; Mormyridae. The record is from RefSeq and is a predicted model, not a curated record. Gene Ontology annotation, biological process: regulation of transcription by RNA polymerase II. The transcript has 3 exons. Gene Ontology annotation, molecular function: DNA-binding transcription factor activity, RNA polymerase II-specific; RNA polymerase II transcription regulatory region sequence-specific DNA binding.
GCAGUGCACAUCUACCUAUACAAUACGGCCGCUUUCAAAUAAAAAUAAACGUGCGUGUAGCUGCUCACUCUCAGUAGGUUUCAUUUAUAUACAUCCGUCGCAAUUUUAAUCCAAUUUUUGAUCGAGCAGCUUUUUUCUAUAACGCCGAGCUUUUUUCAAUGUAUAAAAUGGAGUAUUCUUACCUUAAUUCCUCCGCCUACGAGUCGUGUAUGGCCGGGAUGGACACCUCGAGUCUGGCAUCAGCUUAUGCGGAUUUCAGCUCCUGCAGUCAGACUGGGGGCUUCCAGUACAAUCCGAUAAGGACCACGUUUGGGGCCACCUCGGGCUGUCCUUCACUCACGCCGGGAUCCUGCACUUUGGGGACACUGAGGGAUCACCAGAGUAACCCCUAUGCCGCAGUUCCCUACAAAUUGUUCACGGAUCACGGCGGCUUGAACGAGAAGCGCAAGCAGAGGCGCAUCCGGACCACGUUCACGAGCGCGCAGCUCAAAGAACUGGAGCGCGUGUUCGCCGAGACUCACUACCCUGACAUUUACACCAGGGAGGAGCUGGCGCUGAAGAUCGACCUCACCGAGGCGAGAGUGCAGGUGUGGUUUCAAAACAGACGUGCGAAGUUCCGCAAGCAAGAGCGGGCGGCUGCUGCUGCGGCUGCGGCAGCCAAGAACGGAUCUUCUGGAAAGAAAUCGGACUCCAGGGAUGAUGACAACAAGGAACCGAAAGCUACCGAUCCAGACAGCACGGGUGGUCCGGUACCGAAUCCAAAUCCUGCCCCUAGCUGCGGAGGACCGAGUCCCACUGGAGGACAAGUAAACAGCGGCGGAAACGGCUCUGUGGAGCAAGUGAAGGCGGCUGCUGCGGGCGUUUUGGGCGGCACCGCAUCCAAUCAGGGAUGGGCGCCUGGCCCAGGAACCAUCACUUCUAUUCCGGACUCCUUAGGCGGCCCGUUUGCGAGCGUGCUGUCUUCGCUGCAAAGACAGAAUGGAGCCAAAGCCGCUUUAGUAAAAACGGGCAUGUUCUAGAUGAAACGUCAAGCUGGAAAACGGGGGACGGUGCAUCCGGAGCAAUUCAAUUACAAGGGCGUCCGCACACACGUCGCUGUAACCGAAGAGGAAGAAAUGUAUGGACCGGAACAUUUGGCAAUGUGGAGAAAAUGUCCGUGUCCACUAAGAACAAGACGGAACCUAAAACAUGUGCUCCACAAUAUUUUAUUCUAAUCUCUGUGUUCUUGUCGAGGUGAUGUGUCGGCACUUAUUCGGGAUCAUGCAGCGAAUUCCUGCUCCAUUUUAUCAUGUUAUCCUUCCAUUUAUUCUUGGAAAACCAGAUUCUGUAACUCGGAGUUGAAUUUUUUUUGUCGAUCGAGACAUUUUUCCUUUUUUAUAUAACGAUUCAAUUUUCUAUAUUGUAAUUACUGAUUCGCUUGUUAAGAAAGAUUGAUUUUUAAGUGUUACAAUUAGCAGUUUAGUUUUGAGGGAUAUACUUCCUUAAAAGGCACAAAACCACAUCUCACUGUUGGCAGUAAUACUUAAACGUUUGUGCGUCUCUUUGCGGCUGUUUGUGUGGCUCGGUUGUAGUGUUGAUACGUAAUUGUCUCUAUAUUUGGUCCCAGGACAUGCGCAUUAGAUGUCUACGGAGAACCUGAAAAACUGCAUCAGAUACUUUCACUUUACACAAAGUCGGGAUACUUUAGUUUUGGGAGAAAAUGGAGUGGAUUGACACAAUGUAUUUAUUUAAUUUCCAUCUGCAUGUUACAUUUUUCUGUCAUUCAUUUUAAGUGGGCAUUUUUAAGGUUUAGUCCAGAUCUGAAUUUUAUUUAUAUGUAGGCAAUGAAUGCUUUAAAGGGAAAUAUUUCUACCAGUGCGUACAAUUUCCCAGCGUUUCCCUGACCGGAAUCGUUGAUGAUAAAAGGCUAAAUAUAUAGUUAGCGCCGCCUUUUUAUUUCCCAAGGUUCCUCCCGCAAUGCGGACAAACUUCUUGAGGCGCUCGCCUGACUUCAUCGGAGAAUCACUCAGUAUAUUUAUUCGUAAAAAGGAUAAACUUGAAAUAAAUACAUGACAAUUGCACCAAGUUGUUUUUGAGAUUACAUUUUGAUUUACUUACAUAAAAUCGUAUAAGGUGUAGUGAACGUAGC